UUACACCCUGUAUGUAUAUAUGUCCAUUUGAUCUUCUUAGGACUCCUUUCAGAAUCCCUCCUAUGCGAUUCAAUAACUUUGUUGCUAAUAGGCUGAUAUAUCAAUUUAUUAUUGAACUACCCUAACUUCCUCGAUUUCCAGCAAAUUUUUUACUUGUAGGUUAACUUCCACGCAUAUGAAAUUUUUCUUCCUUGGAAAAUGAAACGAAACGUGUCGAAUCAUUCCCAUCGUGAUGAAAAGUUGAGAUUAUCACGCAAUGGAAAUUACGAGGCUGGUCUACGAAGAACAGAAGAAGAACGAUUACGGCGUAGGCGCGAAUGGAUGAUAGAACAACAAAGGCUACGAGAACAUGAAAAGUUGAAGGAGAAGAAGAUUUUAGAAUAUGAAAUACGUCGUGCUCUUGAGAAAGGUUUACCGCUGCCCAGAGGAAGAUUUUCACGUCACAGCCGCAGUAAGAGUAAAAGCAAAUCCACGGAAAAUCGACAUAGAACUGUUACAUCAAAUACAUCUAAUACAUCUAUAUUAUCCAAAAAGUAAAUUAGAACCAUCAGAUGGUACAACACCUUUAUUUAAAGGACCAGAAGGCACACAGGUUAGCGCUGCAGAACUACGAAGAAUUAAAGUAGAUAUUCACAGGAAUGUACCAGGCAAAGCGACAACUGAUGAUCUCCAACGAGAUAUUAUCAAUCCUGAAGAUGUUCUGGUCAAAAGAAGAGAGGGAGAAGGAUCAAAACCUAUAUUUGAAAGAGAAGAAAUAAAAGGUACAACAGUCAAAACAGAUGAAAUUGUGGAACGUCGCACAGUUGUUGUUUUAAAUAAUGAAAAUUUAGAAAGCAAGUCGAAAGUGAAUAAAAAAUAUACUACUUCUUCAAGAAAUCGAAGCCCCAGUCCUCGACAUAGAUCGUCCCGCCAUGCCAGGUAUGAGGAUUCAAAAUAUGAUAACAGAGACAGUUAUAGAAGUGAUAGAGGAAGAAAUCACAGUAGAGAUAGAAGUAGAGAGUAUAAAGAAACAGUCAAACGACAUAGUCAAUUAAACACUGCAGAGGAAGAGCAUCUGCGUGAAAGAAAAGGUCAUAGGGAUCAUUCACGUUCAAGGGAACGAGAACAAAGAGCAUGGGUCAGAGAUUCUAAUCAUAGGUCAUCCAAAGAUGAAAGAUCUUAUCGAGAAAGAUCAAGAGAACGGUCCCGAGAAAGGAGAGAAAGAGAUAGGUCUAGAGAACAUAGGAUACCUCCAUCGCAUUAUAUCGAGCAGAUUCCUGUUCCUGUUUAUUAUGGAGAUUUUCCUCCGAGACCAAUAAUGGUUGGACCCUUGGUUCCAAUUCGAGGUCAAGUACCACCUUUGGGAGGAACUAGGCAUAUGAUGGGUCCAUUAAGACCAUUUCCACCACGAUUUAUUCCGCCAGAUAUGUAUAGAUUACGUCCGCCUCUAAAUCCUAGAUUUAGGCCAAUGUAUUAAUAGACUGGAUGAGGAAUGAAGAGAGGAUGGUCGGUCCCAGGGCUACCUCUCUUUCGAUGAGUGCGACCGGGGACCAAUUAAAAGAGUUGGAAGGGAAUGGUGCCGAUAGGAUACUUCAAGGGACAAUAGUUCACCCGCACUCUGGGAGAAGUGUUAGAAUGGCUGAUUCUCGUAAGAAGAUAGGGCAGGAUGAGGGAAGAAUGAUGUCGUGGAAGAUAGAGCCUGGACGCAGAAGAGAUCGGGAGGCGGAGGAAGGAUCGUCCGCUGACAAGGGAAGAGGACCAAUAAUCGGACUCCGAGACGUGAGAGGGCUGAUGAAGAGUCUCGAAAUAUUAACUCUUAAUAUAGAUAGAAUGAUAAGGAGAGUUACAACAUUGAGCAAGGGGGAUUCCACGCUUAAGAAAUUAAGCUGCGAGAACAUGCAAGUGAUUAAAAAAGUGAGGGAGUGAGUGAGACGGCCUACCGUACAGUGUUCUAUGCAGCACUGUGCGUGCUUAUGGGCAUUAUGCCCAUUUAUUUCACAGUGGAGCUUCGGGCCGAAUAAUAUCGUAUUAAAAAGGAGGAUCAGCAGGUGUAGUACAACACCCGCUCUAAAGCUGGGGCAUCCUCGGUCUAUUAAGAGAGGAUUAUGGCACUGGAGGAGCGUAUCAUGGAGAAAUGGAAGGCGAUUUUACAGAAAAGACAAUUGGACGAAGCGAGCGGUAGCGAAUGCUAGAUAUUUAUUUAGAAGAUAUAGGAUGAAUAUUGAUCACUUCACCAUGUAGAUCCUGACAGGGCAUGGAAUUUUUAAUAGCUAUCGAAAAAUGAUUAAUAAGGAGGACCACUGCAGAUGUUGGGACUGCAAUGCUGAAGGCGAUGACGCUGAACAUGCGCUUUCCCACUGCCCAAGAUGGAUACGUGAGAGGACGGAACUAGAAAAUUACGUCGGCACACCACUAACAACGGAGAAUUUAAUGGAGCUAGUGGUGAAGAAGGAAGACAACUGAGCAAGGUUUCAGGCGUUGUGCAGAAAAAUUAUGCUAACAAGAAUGACGCAGAAGAAAUUCGAGGAGAGGAGGAGAACUAGAGAAACAAGAAGAAGAAAUGGGACUCAAGUAUGAGGGAGCGGUGCGUAGCUAAGUCCAACCCUAAAGUAUUGCCGUAAGGCAGUUCCGGGGUUGAUGCUUGCACAGAAGAGGAGCGGAGAGAGGAGGGGUUCUUAGUGGGUACGGCAACGCCAUCGGCCGAGUCCCACAUAAUCCAUUCUGGAUUAACUUAAGAGCAUUAGCACUGAGUACUUAAUAGCAUUACCUCCUCGAUUAAAAAAAAAAGACCAAUGUAUUAAUGGAAGGUGUAAGAUGAAUAAAAAAUUAAUGUUUUAUUGUACAAUACGUGAACAUACAGUACUUGCCGCGCCAUAUAUUAGACAUUGUACAAAGAUUAAACAUUCUUCAAGAUAUUGUAGUGAAGUAGAUUAUGUUUAAUUCAAGAUACUGUUAUGAAUAUAUGAGGUAUACAAGUGUUAUAUAUUUUUUUAAUCGCUAUAUUAUAUUAUAAGAAUCUUUUAUGAUCUAAAUUAGGAACUGUAUAAAUUCGUUCAUUCAAACACUGUAAUAUAUAAAACUUGAUGCUUGAUAGGUUUUACAAUCUCGAUACAUUGUAAACACUAUUACACUGUUUAUACAAUCGCUUUUUAAGCUAAAAAUCAUAAAGACAAAGAAUACUUAUUUUUAAUCAUUGAUUUUUGGAACACAUUAUUAUGUAAUAUAUACAUUUUUAAGUAUAUUUAAUAUUUUAAUAUAGCUUCCAAAAUCUUAUUAAAAUGUUUGAUGUAUUUGUAUGUGAAACUUGCUCAUAUAUUUUUAGGUGGUAAUAAUAAUGUUGUGUACAAAUUGUAUCAAUUGAUAAUAAAUUGUGAAUUAUUAAAUUUAAGUAAUAUGUUUA
Molecule: messenger RNA, 3379 nt
Organism: Bombus terrestris (buff-tailed bumblebee)
Lineage: Eukaryota; Metazoa; Arthropoda; Insecta; Hymenoptera; Apidae
Gene: fem
Product: feminizer
Exons: 10
Coding region: 383-1456 (357 amino acids)
Source: RefSeq, a predicted model, not a curated record